Molecule: messenger RNA, 470 nt
Organism: Drosophila subpulchrella
Lineage: Eukaryota; Metazoa; Arthropoda; Insecta; Diptera; Drosophilidae
Product: eclosion hormone
Exons: 3
Coding region: 39-332 (97 amino acids)
Biological process (GO): ecdysis, chitin-based cuticle; neuropeptide signaling pathway
Molecular function (GO): ecdysis-triggering hormone activity
Source: RefSeq, a predicted model, not a curated record
CAAACAAAUCGAUCGAAAUCCCAAUACCAAAAACAAUCAUGAACUGCAAGUCCUUGAUUUUGUGCACCUUUGUGACGGUUGCAGUGUGUCUAGUGCAUUUCGGAAAUGCAAUGCCCGCUAUAAAUCAUUAUACUCAUAAGAGAUUUGAUUCCAUGGGCGGCAUUGAUUUUAUUCAGGUGUGCCUGAAUAACUGCGUCCAGUGCAAGACCAUGCUGGGGGAUUACUUUCAGGGGCAGACGUGUGCCCUAUCCUGCCUCAAGUUCAAGGGCAAAGCCAUCCCAGACUGCGAGGAUAUAGCCUCUAUAGCGCCGUUUCUAAAUGCUCUCGAGUAGAGCGAAGAAGAAGCGCCUCUUGUGCGGUGUGCGGUGUGUGUGGCGAUGUGUGCUUUUAUGGCCUGUGACUCAGGUGUGGAUUUGGGUCAAUGCGAUGCUCAACACGAUGCUCAAGUCUUGGCGAUCUUGGCGGCUGAU